GUAAAAAAUAAUAUUUUAUAGCUUAAAAUAUUCAUAAUUAUUAAUUUAUAGAUAAAUAGUAUAAUAAUGACUCAACAAACCGAAAAUAUAACGCUCAAAAGUUUUUUUAUAUACAAUUCGACAUUUGGCCCUAAUGAAGGAGAGGAAGAGAAGAAAAUUUUGUAUUAUUAUCCAAAUAACGUUAAUUUAGAAACUCAGAUCAAAGAUGUUGGACUCAGUGAAGCAAUUGUUAAAUUUACAAACACAUUUACCCCAGAUGAGAGUUGUGAAUCCUUGCACACACAAAAAACGAGGCAAAUAUUUUUUCAACCAGAAAAAGAUUUCUGGAUGAUCAUGACUGUGAAUGUGCCACAUGUGUUUAUUACGAAAGAAAGCGUAACAUAUUGUGAAUAUCAUGGAGAUGAAGUACAAGAUUCUGUUUUACAAGCUGUCUUGAAACAAUCGUAUGAAACAUAUAAAUUGUUUAGAGGUUCAUUUCUCAGGAGCCUGUGUAAAGGUGUACAUUCUCAAGACACCAGCAUUCUUAAAUUAGAACUAAAUAAGUUCUUUUCUAAAUAUCUUCUUACAUUAAAACUUCCUUAUUGUGAUGUACUGGAUAUAAUGCAAGGAAUGCAGUUAAUGCCUUUAGAUGCAUUGAGUUUUCUGAAAGUUCAAACAUUUGUCAAUUUAUUGGAGGCAACAUUCCCGAUAAUUCAAAAAACAAGUUUUCUAUAUAAUGAGCUGCUCGUAUGGAGCGGUAUAGAAUCAUGUGAUAUGCAGAUAAUAUACACUUACCUAUUAAAUUCACAUAUUUUACCAGCACAAUUGGAACACGAAUUACAGAAAUGUUUUAUUACACAAUCAAAUGAUGCAAGAAACUCUAGUUCACAUUUGGGACAAUUUGUUAAUGUUUCUUUGAUUAAUGGUGGUUUGGAAUCAAACGAGUGUGGAGAAAGAUUUACAAUAAUUAACUUGAUCGAUGGAGAUGAAUAUAAACUGCUAGUUUACAAACUUAACUGUUGUACAGUCUGUCUAUUCAUUGAUGCAUGCCAAUCCAUUAAUCAGAGUUCAUUGGAUGAAUUAAAAUCGUUCAUGGGAGUGAGAUUGAUGGCAAUAACUUCAGAUAUUGCUAAUAAAUGCUUAGAAACAGAAUCUCGAAAUCAGCAAACAAAUUCGAAUUCAAUAGAAAAUGAACCUAAGUAUUUGUUUUAUAAUGAUAUUGAAAAAGCCUAUAAAUCUACAUUACAUAAAGAUUGUCGAAAAAUGGGAAACUUAUCAGUAUCUCAAGAAGCCAUGAAACUUAUAGCAGAUAUGCAUGGAGAAAUUGAUUACAUAAGCAAAGAAACGAUUUUAAAAACUUCAAAUGAUCAUUGGGUAAUUGGGAAUUUUUCUAAUCAUCGCCACUUUUAUGUUGUUUUGCACCAAAAAAAUACAAAUUUAAUAGAAAUAAGCAGUGAAUUCAGACGUAUAUGUGAUAAAGAGCUGAAAUAUAUAUACUUCCAGAAGCUUUAAUUAAAAAAUAAAUAU
Messenger RNA from Ctenocephalides felis (cat flea), 1506 nucleotides. It is a transcript of the gene Ccz1, whose product is annotated as vacuolar fusion protein CCZ1 homolog. The record is from RefSeq and is a predicted model, not a curated record. Gene Ontology annotation, cellular component: intracellular membrane-bounded organelle; Mon1-Ccz1 complex. The transcript is spliced from 9 exons. Gene Ontology annotation, biological process: vesicle-mediated transport. NCBI's taxonomy places the organism in Eukaryota, Metazoa, Arthropoda, Insecta, Siphonaptera, Pulicidae. The coding region runs from base 67 to 1491 and encodes 474 amino acids.